CCCCCCUGUGUUGGAUUUGUCUUUGUCGCUCCCUCUGUUCUAUUUGGUAUAUAUUGUCAAAAAGCCAAACCCAAAGAUAGAACUAAUUCAAGUAGGAUUUACGGAGUCCUUUGUGCACAUAUAUAUAUAAACACAGAGAUAGGGAAAGAGAAAGAGAAAGAUAGAAGAAUCUCAAAGGUAAAGAAAACAUGCCUGGAAGCUUAGAGCCUUUGGAUUUAGGUGUUCAGAUCCCAUAUCAUUUCAGGUGUCCGAUUUCUCUUGAGCUUAUGAGAGACCCGGUUAUCGUCGUAACGGGUCAGACAUACGACCGGCCAAGUAUCGAGUCAUGGGUGGCCACCGGAAACACCACCUGCCCUGUCACUCGUCUUCCACUUACAGACUUCACCCUCAUCCCUAACCAUACCCUACGCCGGCUUAUACAGGAAUGGUGUGUAGCUAAUCGGUCGUAUGGUGUGGAGCGGAUUCCGACGCCGAAACAACCGGCGGAUCCUGUUAUGGUCCGGUCCUUACUCAGCCAGGCUGCCUCUGAGUCUAAUUCUAGCCAUGCCAGGCUGUCUGCCCUUCGUCGCCUCCGUGGGCUGGCACGUGACUCUGAUAAGAAUCGUUCGGUGAUCUCGACGCAUAACGCACGUGAAGUGCUGCUUGGUGUGUUGUUCUCGGAGACGAAUUCGAACUCAUCGGAGUUGAAUCUGGAAUCGCUUGCGAUCCUAUCUUCGUUUCCGCUUUCAGAAUCGGAGUGUCUGUUGGUGUCAUCGGAUCCGGAUCGGAUUUCAUACCUAAUUUCUCUUCUAUCGCAUUCCUCGAUUGACGUCCGAGUAAACGCCGCCUCCUUGCUUGAAAACGUCGUCGCCGGAACGAGAUCUCCGGAGAACAGAGCAGAAAUCAGCAAUCACGACGAGGUUUUCGACCGAAUCGUCGGAAUUCUCAAUUAUCCUCUAUCAUAUCCGCGUGCAAUGAAAGUCGGAAUCAAAGCGUUAUUCGCUUUAUGCUUGGUGAAACAACACCGUCACAAGGCGGUGGAAGCAGGAGCAGUGGAGGCGCUGAUCAACAGACUAGCAGAUUUCGAAAAAUGCGACGCCGAGAGAGCUCUGGCGACAGUAGAGCUUCUAUGCCGAAUACCACAAGGAUGCGCCGCAUUCGCAUCUCACGCGCUCACAGUACCUCUACUUGUCAAAAUCAUCCUGAAAAUAUCCGAUCGAGCAACAGAGUACGCAGCCGGCUCACUGCUGUCACUCUGCUCGGCGGCGGAACGGUUGCAGAGGGAGGCGGUGGCGGCGGGAGUAUUAACACAGCUGUUGUUGCUCGUACAAAGCGAUUGUACAGAGCGUGCAAAGCGAAAAGCGCAAAUGCUGUUGAAACUGCUCCGGGAUUCGUGGCCGGAAAAAUCGAUUAGGAAUUCGGAUGAUUUUGCGUGCAGCGACGUCGUUCCGUAUUGAUUCUUCUUCUUCUUCGGAUGAUUUUAGUCCACUCUUUUUAUUUCAUUUUUUUCUUCUUAAUUAGUUUUUUUUAGGAAAAAGAAAAAAAGAGCAUUAAGGUUCUAAAAGGUGGUGGUGGGGUAUAGGGAUGUGUAUGUAAGAAAUUUUUGAUGGUGGAGAUGUUUUUUGUAAUACAAAACUUGAAGGUUAAUUUUGCAAAUUUCCUUUUCCUAUA
This is a messenger RNA of Lactuca sativa (garden lettuce), 1650 nucleotides long. Its product is annotated as U-box domain-containing protein 26. NCBI's taxonomy places the organism in Eukaryota, Viridiplantae, Streptophyta, Magnoliopsida, Asterales, Asteraceae. The record is from RefSeq and is a predicted model, not a curated record. Gene Ontology annotation, molecular function: ubiquitin protein ligase activity. Gene Ontology annotation, biological process: protein ubiquitination.